AUGAACUUGGCGUAUCGCGACAAUGGCGCUCUCACCACCAACCCACCAGCAGGCGACCAACACCUCUCUGUACACGGAUCAGACUGGCUCUGGGCUGUCUUUGCCGUCUUCGCCAUCACAUCGAUAAUAGUUUUCGCUCUGACAUGGAGAGCUAGAGCGGGAGAAAAGAUCUUUCAUUAUCUGUUCACGAUUGCUCUCCUUUCGGGUGCCGUUGCAUAUUAUAGUAUGGCUUCGGACCUGGCUUGGAGUGUGAUCCCACAGGCCAACAAUAUUGCCCAUAGUGGCCUUACGCGCCAGAUCUUCUUCGCCAAAUAUGUGUACUGGGUCAUCUCUUUUCCUGUCUUGAUCAUCGCCAUCGGUCUUCUUAGCAGCGUCUCAUGGGCAACGAUUCUGUACAAUAUAGCCCUGGCAUGGGUCUGGAUCCUGUCCUAUCUCUUCUCUGCAUACACCCGGACCAACUACAAAUGGGGGUUUUUCGCCAUCGGCACGGUAGCCUAUAUCGCGCUUGCCUUCAGUACCCUCGCCCAGGGCCACAGAGGCGCUCGCCGCAUCGGUUACUCUCGCGACCAUGCAGGAUUAGCCGGCUGGAUGAAUCUGAUCUGGUUCUUCUAUCCGAUUGCCUUUGGUCUAUCUGACGGGGGUAAUCGGAUCGGCAUCACCUCCAGCUUUGUUUUCUUUGGCAUCCUGGAUCUCCUCUUGGUUCCGCUUCUGGCCUUUGCUUUCAUUUUCCUCGCUCGUAGGUGGGAUUACAAUCGCUUGAAUCUCGCCUUUACUCAGCACGGCCGUGUCCAUCCAGCAACUGGCACUUUUCCAGGAAAGGAGACACAUGGAGUAGCAGGAACAACCACAGGUAGUCCAGCAGAUUCCGCUUAUGCUGCUCGCACUGCUGUCUAA
Trichoderma gamsii is the source of this 894-nucleotide messenger RNA. RefSeq lists its product as hypothetical. The transcript is spliced from 3 exons. The coding region runs from base 1 to 894 and encodes 297 amino acids. Lineage: Eukaryota; Fungi; Ascomycota; Sordariomycetes; Hypocreales; Hypocreaceae. The record is from RefSeq and is a predicted model, not a curated record. Gene Ontology annotation, cellular component: endoplasmic reticulum; plasma membrane.